UAGUUGUCGUCCUGGGCAUUAUGCUUAUGCUCGUUGCCUUCGCAGCAUCACUGUCAGAAUCCAAUAUUGUACCACUGCUGUUCAGCUUUAGUGCCCUGACAAAUGGGCCAAUCAUCGGCACUUUCAUCCUGGGCUUCUUUUUUCCUUGGGCUAAUUCAGUGGGUGCAACUGUCGGAUUCGUAAUCAGUUUAUUGCUUGGGACUUUUCUGUUUGUCGGGAGCAGGUUUUUGAGGAUUCCGUACCAAUUCAAUAUUCCACCGACUUCUACUGACAUGUGCAAAAUUACAAAUGCGUCAUUACCCACAACUUCUUAUAUGUCAAACUACACUAUAACGCCAAUUGCAACAAUGUCAACACCAUAUGAUGACGGCCAUUCUGUUCUUCAAGACAUUUACAAUAUCAAUUUCAACUGCUUCAUAUUUUUCGUGAUUUUGACCGUAAUUUUGGUUGGUCUCGUGACAUCUUUUAUUGUAGGGCCCAACGAGCCUAGCCAGGCGAAUCCAAAAUUAUUCAUUCCAUUCAUAGAUAAUUCAUGUUUUCCCGACCGAGUGAGAAGGUUUUUCCGAUUUGGAGUUCCUGAAAUAAGUUCAACUUGUGAAAAAACUAAUCCAAGUUUCGAAGAAGACAAGUUAUAAAAUUGUAGGAAUUGAUAUAAUAUUCGGUUUUGUGCGAUUUUUUUAUAAUUUUUGACGCGAAGACAAUUGUA
Messenger RNA from Styela clava, 706 nucleotides. The record is from RefSeq and is a predicted model, not a curated record. NCBI's taxonomy places the organism in Eukaryota, Metazoa, Chordata, Ascidiacea, Stolidobranchia, Styelidae.